GCCAUUUCCCCUGGCAGAUAGUUUUUUCCUCAAUCCCUUGGGGAUCGUACAACUCGGUUUCUCAGGUUCAGUCAUAAAUCAGCUUUUUUUUGCCGUCCAAAUAGGAGGAUAAGACGUCAGGUUGUCUGUCUGAAGGUUGUCGCAGCUAACUAUCACAAUGGCAGACAACUCCAACACAAACCUUAUCAUAAACUACCUGCCGCAGACCCUGUCAGAUGAAGAGUUCCGGUCCAUGUUCCUCAGUAUCGGUCCAAUCAAGUCCUGCAAGAUCGUCCGCGACAAGUCAUCUGGCUACAGCUAUGGCUUUGGUUUCAUCGACUACGAAGAUGAAGACGAUGCACAACGCGCCAUUAAAACAUUGAAUGGGCUGCAGAUGCAGAACAAAAAGAUCAAAGUUGCUUUGGCUCGACAUGGAGGCGACGCCAUCAAGGGUGCGAACCUCUACGUACGGAACCUCCCCAGGGAAUGGAGAGAGGAGGAGGUGCAUUCUUACUUCGAGCCUUACGGCAAGAUCAUCCAGACACGAGUUUUGGUUGAUCCCAAUACGGGUGUGUCCAAAAGGGUAGGCUUUGUUCUGUAUGACACAAGAUCAGAGGCAGACGCAGCAUGUAGUGCUCUUGGGGGUAAGAACCCACCAGGUUCAAAUGAGGCCUUACUUGUUAAAUUUGCUGAUGAUAAUGCAAAGAAGCUCCGCCCACCCCCCGGGUACCAGCAGCAUCAAUCCCACCAUCAUUCUGCCGGCUACAGCAAUCGCUUUCCCUCCCCUGGACCCAUGCGCAACCAACGGAACCGUUUCCACUUCAACCCCAUGGGCCAAGGUCAUCCAGGUCAAGGUCCUUACAGCCAGGCUGGGGGUCACAUCCUGUUCGUUUACAACAUUGGGACUGAUGCUGAUGAAAAGCUUCUGUGGCAGUUGUUUGCCCCAUGUGGAACUGUGCAGAAAGUGAACGUUAUUAUGGACACAGGGAAGGGUUGUUGUAAAGGUUAUGGGUUUGUCACCAUGACAAACUACGAGGAAGCUGAGUAUGCCAUAGAGUGCUACAACGGUUACUGGCUCAAAGGUCGUCAGCUGCAGGUGUCCUUCAAGAACUAAGUGACCGGUCUCCUGAUGGUCAAAUAGCUUUACGAACCAUGCAUAAAGACUUGCUGUUACUUCACUGUUAUUCUUAUGUUUUGGACAAUCAAUCAUGCCAAAUGUUAACAUUGAGGAUGAAUUUACUUGUGAACUAAAUCAUAUUCAAUGUGUAAUACUGUAUUCAACGUAUGAAGUGCCAAUAGUCAUGACAAAUAGGGUGGACACUCAGAAAAGAGGACUUAAUCCUUUGUUUAAGCUAUGAAAGGAUCUGAGUAUUUCAUUGCAGUACGAUAAAUAAUAGGACAUUUCUGCCUGUUUAUCUUAACAUGUUAAAGGGACUAUUUUGUUCAAAAGCGGUGUUGGGUAGCCCAGUGGUUAUAGUGUUCGCUUAACAUGUUAUUCACAGGUUUGAUAAGGAUUGAUCAUUGCAGAGAUCACUAGGGGGAGCUCUAGUAACAAUCUUGACUGACUACUUGUUUUAUCAUUGUUGGCAUUGCUCAUUAUAUUGAUGGAACAAACAUUUAAUCUCCAUUCUCACUUUCUGUUGAGAAAAGCUGGUGGCAAUUUAUACAUUGAAUACGGUAUAGCGCAGUAUGUGAGUUGAGAGAAACUGUUUCGUUUUUUUCAUGUUUAUUGCCUUUAUUGGAAAAUGGUUCCAAGUAUUUUUUUCUGUUUCACUGUUUCAUUGUGUAUAUGUGGGCAUUAUCUGUUUCUUUUAAGGGAGAUCUUAUUUUCCUAAUGAGAUUAAUCAACACUUAUUAGUUCAAGAUGAUCAAUUAACCUUUUAUUAGAUUUCAUUUGAGAGUAACUACUUAUGUUAUUCUUGCUGGACAAUAAUUCAAUUUAUUUUCUCCCUUUGUGUUUACCCUAUAUAGUUGUGUGUGAUUAUGGGCGGUGUAUUGAUUCUGUGAUUACAUUUCUUGUCCCUCUCUUGGUGUUAUGGCUUGACUGCUGCAUUUAAAAGAAAUUCGUCGCCAUCUGUGGUAAAAACGUGUUGUGGUUUUGACUUAUUUG
Molecule: messenger RNA, 2089 nt
Organism: Haliotis rufescens (red abalone)
Lineage: Eukaryota; Metazoa; Mollusca; Gastropoda; Lepetellida; Haliotidae
Product: ELAV-like protein 1
Exons: 3
Coding region: 158-1093 (311 amino acids)
Cellular component (GO): ribonucleoprotein complex
Molecular function (GO): RNA binding
Source: RefSeq, a predicted model, not a curated record